Molecule: messenger RNA, 771 nt
Organism: Clonostachys solani
Lineage: Eukaryota; Fungi; Ascomycota; Sordariomycetes; Hypocreales; Bionectriaceae
Source: the annotation of a GenBank genome assembly
AUGCGCCUAACGGCAGGCAUCCUGAAUGCCGAGGGAGUUAUUACACAAUUUCCCAAAACUAGCGACUUUGGCAUGCCCGGCUUCUUCGGCAGGGAUAUUUCAAAGCUUACCAAGAUGAUAUCUGUGUCCUCUGGACGACCUUGCCCUCUUCGCAAAGCUUUUAUGGCUAACAGUACCGUCGAAAUACUUUGCCCGAGUGACUACCUGUCUACCGCCAACGACGAGCAGACUCAUGCCACCGACCAGUUCAUACAGGGGCUUGAGCUCUCUUUCAAAACUCGACGUUCCAUGAUCUCCAUCGCCAAUCUGUGGAAAGAGGACAUGCCGGACGGUAUAGAGAACAGAGACAUUGCUGCGUAUCUCAAGACCGCCGGGAUCUGCCCACUCAUCCGCGAUUCAGAGGAAGUUUCAGAAGCCUUGGGGGACGAUGACAGAGCAGAAUCAACUGCAUCUAGCUCCAGCCCUGCGUUGAAAGUGCUUGCGAAAUUGGAUUUCAAUAAGCGUAUCAGCGAGGAGAAGCAAGCUGAAUGUGCUCGCCGCUGCGAAGUCUACCGGGACUGGAUCUUGAGCACAAUAUUCGAGACAGAUUCGGAGAACAAGCUAAAAUUCAUGGUCUUCCCAGCGCUGGAGGGAAAAUCAAACCGCGGUGACGAGCCCGAACCGGCAUUAGAUAACGAUGUCCAUAGCCUCGAUGAUCUCCUCAACGGGUACGCACCCACGAACAUGUCUUCUAUUCUUCAAGCGCCCGAGCUUACCGUUGUUGGUGUGUAA